Messenger RNA from Chironomus riparius, 675 nucleotides. The record is from the annotation of a GenBank genome assembly. NCBI's taxonomy places the organism in Eukaryota, Metazoa, Arthropoda, Insecta, Diptera, Chironomidae.
AUGUGCGAGAAUGCCAAGCACGUGUUGAAUUUAAAUUUAACGGUACAAGAAAUGCAAACUGCUAGUAAUUCAACAGAACAACAGCCACUACAAGGACCAGGAAGAAAAUUAAGGUUCCCAAACGCAUCGAAGGAUAACAUCAUAUUCAAGAGAAAGAAAGAAAGAGUACACGAUUGGGUUCACGAUCACCAAGAAGUUACAUUUUCAGGAUGCAGUACAACUUUAUGGAUUGUACAUUUAUCAAAAAAAGUACAAGAAAUGCAAACUGCUGGUAAUUCAACAGAACAACAGCCACUACAAAGACCAGGAAGAAAAUUAAGGUUCCCAAACGCAUCGAAGGAUAACAUCAUAUUCAAGAGAGAAAAAGAAAGAGUACACGAUUGGGUUCAUGAUCACCAAGAAGUUACAUUUUCAGGAUGCAGUACAACUUUAUGGAUUGUACAUUUAUCAAAAAAAGUACAAGAAAUGCAAACUGCUGGUAAUUCAACAGAACAACAGCCACUACAAAGACCAGGAAGAAAAUUAAGGUUCCCAAACGCAUCGAAGGAUAACAUCAUAUUCAAGAGAGAAAAAGAAAGAGUACACGAUUGGGUUCAUGAUCACCAAGAAGUUACAUUUUCAGGAUGCAGUACAACUUUAUGGAUUGUACAUUUAUCAAAAAAAGUACAACAAUAA